Cyclospora cayetanensis is the source of this 1155-nucleotide messenger RNA. RefSeq lists its product as uncharacterized. The record is from RefSeq and is a predicted model, not a curated record. Lineage: Eukaryota; Apicomplexa; Conoidasida; Eucoccidiorida; Eimeriidae. Gene Ontology annotation, molecular function: phosphoprotein phosphatase activity. The transcript has 6 exons. The annotation marks the transcript as partial.
AUGCUAGGCUUCAUAUGCGAAUGCAUCCAUCCCCUGCAGCAGCAGCUGCAAUGGCUGCUUUUACUUCUCUUGCAGGAGUGGCCUGCCGCAGUUGCGACGGGUUUAUGUGCGUAUGCAGCACAGACACUCCUACAGGGGCUGCCCUUUUUCUUUGGGUGCAUGCGAGACUAUCCUUCCCCCCUUGCUUUCUACUCGUGGAAUCUGCUGCGGCUGCUCCGUCGGAGGCGGAGCAGCGGCGCCAGCAACAACAACCGCUGGAAAAGGGAUGUUGCGUCUUCACCCCUGCAGCAUCAUCAGCACCAUAGCGCAUGUCGCCUGCUCGGAGUGCAGCACGUGGCUCCCGCUGCAGCGUCGGGUUCCCCCGAUGUUUCCGAUGCCCACAUAGCGUCUUGUCGGAGCAGCAGCAGCCUCAGCAGCAGUAACAGCGGCAGACAAAAGCUAGGCGGAAGGCAGCGAACACGGCCCCCCAUGACACUCGCAGUGGAUCUUGACGAAACACUUGUUCUUUCCACCCAAUGCAAACUUUUCGCGUCUCAGAAGAGCGUGCCGAUGCGUGUCAGCUCUGGACUUGUCACCUUUCAAGUCGCAAAGCGACCACAUGCAGAUUACUUUCUCCAGGAGCUUUAUGAUCUAUAUGAGAUCGUUAUUUUUACCGCAAGUAGGCAGGAGUACGCGCAUGCCGUCCUUGACGCUACAAAUCUAGUACACUACGUGGAUCGCGUUUUCUCGCGAAGCGACUGUAUCCUGACGGAAAACUUUGUGCCUAUUGGCGGCUGGUUCGGGAGCGAAGCAGAUGAGCAACUCCUCUGCCUUCUUCCCCUCCUGCAUGCACUGCGAGCAGCAAAGGAUCUUUUACAGCCUCCUUCCCAGCGCAUGAAUGGUCAGCAGCAGCACAAGCAGCAGUUGCUGCAGAUGCGACGCCAGGAGCGCCUUGGUCUGACUCCGCAGCAAGCGAAAGAGCAGGAGCUGCAGAGACCUCAUCUCCGCUUCCGGCAGCAGGAGCAACAGAGUAUCUGCCCCCCCACGCUGUCUCUAGCAGCCAUUGAUGCAUGCAGAAGAGCAGUUGGCACGGCGCAGGCCUUUGUGGCUGCCACUCCGCAGCUUGUUGGGGAACUGCAGCAGCUUUGGCAGCAGCGAAUGGGGCGUUGCAUGGCC